AUGUCUGCAGAUGUCACAGUGUUUAAUAAUGGUACGUCAGCAGCAACAGACCCAGCAGCUGCUAAUAAGAUGAAGAGAAAACGCAAUAGAAUACCAUUAAGUUGUACCAUAUGUCGGAAGCGUAAGGUUAAAUGUGACAAGACUAGACCAAACUGUGAACAGUGUUCCAAGACAGGUGUAGCUCAUCUCUGUCACUACAUGGAGCAAACAUGGGCAGAAGAAGCUGAGAAGGAAAUCUCGAAGGAAUCAGAACUCAAAAAACUGAAGAAUCGUGUCAAAGCUUUAGAAGAAGCUCUAGUUAAGGCACAAGCGUCAUCCUAUAGUCAAACGCCUGAUAGCGACACUCCUAUAUUGGAGGAUACUUCACCGCUACGAGGUGAACCAACGCUCUCUGGUGGAGGGAAACACGAUAAUGACGAGCUGGAUUUGACAAGACAAUUUGAUAUGUUACAUCUAAGGAAUAAUGGUAUUAUCCACUUGGGUGCUACUCAUUGGUUGGCGAUUAUGAAAGGUGACCCAUAUUUGAAGCUACUGUGGGGUCACAUUUUUACGAUGAAAGAGAAGUUAGCUGAGUGGUAUGGUCAGAAGAAGAGAAAUCCACAGGCACAAAUGGGUAAGUGUCCUGUUAUGGCACCAUCCGUGAGAUCUGAUUGUCCUGUUGAUCACCGAUCGUUAAGAAAAUCUGAAUCUUCUGUAAUGCCGGGCAAAUGUCCCGUAGAUCUUACUAGCUUACAGAAGUGUCCCAUAGAUCGUUCAACGAUGCCUAGGGCACCAACAGAAAGUUCAUCUGCAUCGAAAUGCCCCAUAGACCAUUCCGCGUCAACUUCAAGGUCUUCGGUGGACCAUUCAUCCGUGUCAAAAUGUCCUGUGAAACACGAAGAAACACCAUUAGGUUCCCCAGUUACGAAACCACAGACUUCUUUACCAUCAUUCCAAAAUUUGACCUCUAAGUGUCCUGUAAUUCACGAUGCUUUACCGGGUAUUCAAGAGGCAAUUUCUAGGAAUGAGCCAGCUGAAAGGAACGCACCCGUGGAUCAAAAAUUAGAUUAUUCUCAGACUAUGGCAAGACUCUGCGAGCUCCUUCCACCCAAAAGGAUUAUUUGCAUGUUUAUUGAAAAAUUCUUCAAGCAAAUUUAUCCAGUAAUACCCAUCCUCGAUGAAUCAACCUUUAAGAACCAUAUGAAUUACAUGCUGUCCCUAGGUGUUAACACAGAGACUGAUAACGUGAAGCACAUUCGUAUGAAUAAAUUGGCAGAUUUUUGUAAUUUGGGGAUCCUGGUGAUCAUAUUAAGGUUAACGUGGUGGUCUUUACCGGUAAAUGGCUGUAAGAUAGAUUUGGGAUCACAUAAUCCUUCAUUUUUCAUGCCUCACGCUACGACUGCUUCUGUCACCCAGGCUAAGGAAGAGGCGAUGUUAGCUAAUUAUGCAACACCCGCUGAAGCAUUAACACUGGUGAGAGAAAAUUUAAUCAAAUUUGAUCAAAUCUCCAGUGUAUCAAACAGUAACGUGAAUUUGACAACAGUUCAAUUUUCCAUUUUCUAUAAAUUGUAUCUCAUGUGCUGGUCAAAUGAUAGUGGCGGGAAUGGGAAAGCUGCUAACUCUAACAACGGUGAUAACCAAGAUAACGAAAGCCAUCAAGUAUUGUUUUCGAGUAUUGCACAAAUGGCUUUCAGUUGUGGUCUCCAUAGAGACCCCGACAACUUCCCACAGUUGAACUCAGUACCCUAUGCCCAGACGGAUGGUUCAAACCCUAUGUCCAAUAACAAUGGAGUCAAUGCGACAGGUUCGGCAAGGCCCCACAAGGAUGCGGUAGCAAGUACCGAAAAGUUCAAACACACUUGGAGAAAGACAUGGUACUAUAUUGUAUCGCUUGACGUUCAGCAAUCUUUAUCGUUGGGUACACCAAGGUUGUUAAGAAAUUUGAAUGAUUUCAGUGAUACUAAGCUACCUACAGCUUCGAAACUUGACUACGUUAGUGAUAUCAAAGAACUGGUCAUAGUGAAGAAUACAACUCUGUUUUUCCAAAUCGAUCUGUGCAUAAUAGCAGUUCUUAACCAUGUUCUCAAUGUUUCCGUGGCCAGAAACGUCAAGAAGUCGCAGCUAGAUUUCCUAAUCAGUUCUCUAGGUGAUUUGACAAAUAACAAAAGAAACAUUUGCGAAGUUUUAAAUGGUUUGAUUAACAACGGUAUGCUGCAUUCUUCAGAAGGUACUGUUGAUAAUGAUAUGGAGAACAUUUAUGGACUUCCAAGUUUGGAAGAAUUACUGUCCCAGCAAACCGCUCCAUCCUCGGAAAAUGAUGUAGAUAAGAGGUUAGAACUGGCUCAUGAAUCUACGACAAAAGCUUUGUUCUUUUCGAAGCAUUUAACCAUACGCAUGCUUCUAUAUCUGCUCAAUUACGUUUUAUUCACACAUUAUGAACCUCUCGGAGUAGAGGAUUCAGAUAAUGCAUCUAUUGCUAAAUCAUAUGCCCAGGAAACGUUGAAUUAUGCUAUGGAUGGUUACAGAAACUGUCUGUUUUUCUUCACCAAUGUGGGUCAUCCAGGUUCAUCGGGCUCGAUGUUCAAUUACAUCGAAGUAGUUUUGGCACCUCAAUGUCUUGAUAUUGGUCACCGUGCUUUGCAGUUUAUUGUGUGCUUGAUACUUCGUGCCAAAUGUGGGCCGCUGACAGGUAUGGGAGAAAGUGCCAUCAUUGGAAACAAUAAUGGGUCAGCUGGAAACAGUGAAGAAGAAGAUGACCGGUCCAAUUGGAGGAAAAAGGAGGGCUCUGUGGACUCUGUUGAUGACAGGGAUGACGAGAUCAGUUUAGAUACUGGUGAGCGUUUGGCUGACAUACUUCUUUCAAAGAUGAUUCUCUUCCACAAAAUGACUAAGCAGUUAUGUGUGAAAUAUCAAUAUGCUCAGAGGACAAUGAAGUCUACUGGCUUCUUUAUAGCAUUGUUGAGAGAACCCAGUCAGAAGAGCAAGCGCGGUGAUGGUCAAUCUGGUGAUAAGAAACAUCCCAAGUUAAAUAAGAUGACGGGUCUGUUUAGAAAUUUGCCUUCUUUGAUUUUAUGCGGGGAUGGCGAACAAUUGAAAAGAUGCCCUGUUUACCAAGAUGCGAUUGGAUUUGUAACACCCAGAACGGAUCCUGGUAUCAAUCGUCAAGGAAUGUUUGGCUUGGACUCAGCACGUUCAGGUGUACAACUGCCACCUUUAAAGGCAUAUAAGCCCAUCACUUACGUUAGCAGCAGUGUCCGCACAGAACGUGGUGGUGAAGAAGCCAAGAGGCGUCGACUAAACGGUGGUCCGCCAUUGAGCUCUACAGACAUCCCAUUGGGCUCGAUGCCAGCUGUACCACCAAUUACAUCACCAAGGUCAGUACCAGGUGCUCCAGCAAGUCUACCACCGAUUGACAAGAUUGCAGGAGAUUUGACCCCAGGUCAUCAACCUAAUGCUGCGCAAUUUGGUCCAAUGGAUGAAAUCGAUGGUCGUGGGGCAUCUACUUUUACAACACCAGUAUCCGAAGGUUCAUUGAGUAAUUUUACACCCACUUUCGAAGAUUUCUUGAUGGAAAAUGCUAAUUUCAACGGGAUCAUGCUCAAUCCAUCGAGCAUCGUGGAAGCUGUUGGAUUUCAUAAUUUUGACGGGGUUAAUAUGCCUCUAGGUGGUGAACCUGCUGAUUUCCUUCCACUAGACAGUAUUGGUAUUGACGGAUUAGCAGAACCAAACGGAGUUCAGUUUCCCAACAUGGGUUGA
Zygosaccharomyces rouxii is the source of this 3735-nucleotide messenger RNA. It is a transcript of the gene HAP1, whose product is annotated as Hap1p. The transcript has a single exon. Gene Ontology annotation, biological process: DNA-templated transcription; regulation of transcription by RNA polymerase II. The coding region runs from base 1 to 3735 and encodes 1244 amino acids. Gene Ontology annotation, molecular function: zinc ion binding; RNA polymerase II cis-regulatory region sequence-specific DNA binding; DNA-binding transcription activator activity, RNA polymerase II-specific. Lineage: Eukaryota; Fungi; Ascomycota; Saccharomycetes; Saccharomycetales; Saccharomycetaceae. The record is from RefSeq and is a predicted model, not a curated record. Gene Ontology annotation, cellular component: nucleus.